Cadophora gregata is the source of this 2046-nucleotide messenger RNA. RefSeq lists its product as uncharacterized. NCBI's taxonomy places the organism in Eukaryota, Fungi, Ascomycota, Leotiomycetes, Helotiales, Ploettnerulaceae. Bases 75 to 1985 code for a protein of 636 amino acids. Gene Ontology annotation, biological process: circadian regulation of gene expression; entrainment of circadian clock by photoperiod. Gene Ontology annotation, cellular component: cytoplasm; nucleus. The record is from RefSeq and is a predicted model, not a curated record. The transcript has a single exon. Gene Ontology annotation, molecular function: DNA binding; FAD binding.
CAAAGACAUCAAUUGAUGUUCUCAAAACCCCGAAGUGAGCGUAUGUUGAAUUCUCACACCUGGUCCUCAAUUUGAUGUUUAUAUCCCGAUUGCUACCCCCGAGGAUAUUUAAAGCAUCCAUUCACCUUGUCUUCAACGCGAAAGCUCUCCCUCUGUCACCAAAGAUCCGCAUGAACACCAUCGCAACCUCUUCAAACUUCAAAAUGCCACCCAAGAAAGCAGCAACAAACGGCAAGCGCAAAGCCUCAUCGCCCGCAGAGCCUGCACCAAAGAAAUCUAAGAUCAGCAAUGGCUCCUCCGAUCCCUUACGCCGACCUCACGAGUCCGCCCAAGAAGCAGAAGACAAUGGCAUUGUCCUCCGCGAGUUCUACCCCCACGAGAUGUCCAAUGCGCGCGCAGCAGCAUACAACAACGACGAACUGCCUCGGCCGAUCGAACUGCUCAAUGAUGCACUGUCAGAGACCAAAUCGGACAGAGAGAAAAUAGAGGUCAAGGAUGCGGUGGUACAUUGGUUUAAAUGCGAUUUGAGGACGAAGGAUAAUAAGAGCUUGCAUUUGGCUAGCGAGAAGGCGAAAGAGAAGGGAGUGCCGCUGAUUGCGAUUUAUAUUGUUAGUCCGCAGGAUUUCCAGGCGCAUUUGACGGCGCCGGUGAGGGUGGACUUCAUUUUGCGGACGCUGGAGGUGCUGAAGGAGGAUUUGGCGAAGCUGGAUAUCCCGCUGUAUGUUGAGACUGUGGAGAAGAGGAGGAAUAUUCAAACGAGAAUAUUAGAGUUACUAGAGGAAUGGGGUGCGAGCCACUUGUUUGCGAAUGUUGAGUAUGAGGUCGAUGAAUUGAGACGAGAGGCAAGGAUGGUGAGAGCGUGUCUGGAGAAGGGUAUCGCUAUGGAUGUUGUGCCAGAUACGUGUGUGGUCAGUCCUGGCGAACUCUCAAGUGGAACUGGCAAGCAAUACUCGGUCUACUCUCCAUGGUAUCGCGCCUGGGUGGCAUAUGUCCACAACGAUCCCACAGUUCUGGAUCUUGUCGAUGCGCCAAGCAAGAAUCCUGCAAGCGCCAGGGAGAAGUUCAAAAAGCUUUUCGAGAGCUCCAUACCUGACGCGCCAGCCAACAAGAAACUGACGGAUGAAGAGAAGAAACGAUUCAGGUCAAUGUGGCCAGCUGGAGAAGAGGAAGCUCAUGAACGACUUACCAAGUUCUGCGAUGAGCGUAUUGCAAAGUACGGAGACAAGAGGAACUUCCCUUCUCUAGGCGCAACCUCGUCAUUAAGUGUCCAUUUCGCCAGCGGCACCCUCAGUGCCAGAACUGCCAUCCGCACAGCCCGCGACUACAAUACGAGCAAAAAACUCGACGCCGGAAACAGUGGCAUCCAAACUUGGAUCAGCGAAGUAGCCUGGCGCGAUUUCUACAAACACGUCCUCGCACACUGGCCAUACGUCUGUAUGAACAAACCAUUCAAACCAGAAUACACAAACAUUACCUGGGAGUACAACCAAGAACAAUUCAAAGCAUGGUGCGAAGGCAAGACUGGGUAUCCUAUUGUUGAUGCAGCGAUGCGCCAGUUGAAUCAUUGCGGAUACAUGCACAAUCGCUGCCGUAUGAUCGUCGGAUCUUUCCUCGCCAAACAUCUCCUCCUUGACUGGCGGAUGGGCGAACGCUACUUCAUGGAACAUCUCAUUGAUGGAGAUUUCGCUUCCAACAAUGGCGGAUGGGGAUUCAGUGCUUCGACAGGCGUCGAUCCACAGCCUUAUUUCCGUAUUUUCAACCCGCUCCUCCAAAGCGAGAAGUUUGAUGCCGAUGGUGAAUAUAUUCGGAAAUGGGUUGAGGAGUUGGAGGGUGUGAAGGGGAAGGCGAUUCAUGAUCCUUAUGGGAGGGGUGAGGGCAGUAAGGCGAAGAAAAUGGGAUAUCCGGAGAGGAUUGUUGAUCAUAAGGAGUGUAGGGAGAGGGCUUUGGCGAGGUAUAAGGAGGGUUUGGGGAGGGACACUGCUUGAAGUUAUUAUGUAUUUUAAUCGUACGGGUACGAGCUGUUAAACUAGGGAAAUUAAAUCGUUG